Pleurotus ostreatus (oyster mushroom) is the source of this 2367-nucleotide messenger RNA. RefSeq lists its product as uncharacterized. Bases 1 to 2367 code for a protein of 788 amino acids. Gene Ontology annotation, biological process: protein phosphorylation. NCBI's taxonomy places the organism in Eukaryota, Fungi, Basidiomycota, Agaricomycetes, Agaricales, Pleurotaceae. The transcript has 3 exons. The record is from RefSeq and is a predicted model, not a curated record. Gene Ontology annotation, molecular function: ATP binding; protein kinase activity.
AUGAAUACCUGCCCCUCCGCUGAAUCACUUCACGACUACCACUACGACUAUUACAACUUCUACCCUUCAACUGAACCGUACUACUCCAACUCGGACUCCAGCAUGGACAGUGGUUUGCAGGCAGAGCUUUUCGGCCUCGUAUCAGAAGAUGUGGAUAUGGAAGAAUAUGUGCAGCAUGUGUAUGGUGUAUCAAAGGCCGAUGUCGAGUACAUACGCAACAAAGAAUGGAAGCUCGAAGGCUUGCCUACCUAUACUAAGUUGCUCGAUGAAGCCGCGCCCGAAGAAGACCUCUACGAACCAUUCAAAACGAUCAUGGCCGCCCUCUUCGACACCUUCAUCGACAGCGGGCGCAAGCUUGACGUGCACCACGCGUCGCUUGGCAAGACGCCACUGAAGGGUAUCUGGAACGUCCGAAAGCCGGAACAGUUAUUCCUCUUCGGCUCGCACGACCAUGAGUCGCCCGUAGCCUGGUCACUCGCCAAAGCCUUUGUCGAGUUCGCCGUGACACCUCGCACACAGCGCGUCGCAGGUGGUGACUCAACUAUAAGCACAACUAACGAGGAGGGGACCGCUGCUGCGGCUGCUCCAGCUUCAUCCACGUCUGACCUAGCACUCGCUGCAAGCUCUAGUACCAAGCGCAAACACUGCAGCGCUGAUACCCCCGACGAGCCAAAGCCAGCGCCGAAACGCCCGAGACUCGCAGCCUACGCUAAGAAAGAACCGCAAGCUGCUGGAUGUGCUUUGGAGCUCUUGGCUUCGACUUGCAGACGAUGGGCCACCGGUGUGGUCAUCACGGACACGCAAGUGACGUUACAUUACUACGAUCGCAUGGGUGCUAUCCUCACGCAGCCUUUCAAAUUCGACGAGGAGCCGUGGAAGCUAGCGUUAGUUGCCUUGGCCAUUGGACAGUGUAACCUUGCACAUGCAGGGUUUGAGCCACUCGUUGCGUCCAACCUGGACACCGCCCUCUCGCAGCCGCUAUACUCAUUGCAAAACGCGAUCCUCAAGAUUCCCAACGAUAAUAGCAACAGGAUCAACAACGACUCGAUUGAAGUUGUGGAUAACCUUGGGCGAGGGAUCUAUUCGCACUUCCAAAUUACCGGCAACCCUCUAUACAUUUACGGCGGACUUACGGGUAAGGGAUCACACGUCUUGCCUGGAUAUAUGGUCAAGAUGAUUGGUGGGGCUCCUUCGCAGGACGACGGAGACUUUCGCGACGCAGCGAAGGAACUGGCGUUGCAAGUCAACUCAAAGGAUACAAUGGUCGUCAAGCUCAGUUGGCCAUUAGAGAGGCGUCCAUGCCUAGAAGCCCGUACGAUCAAUGCCCUUGUUAACAAGAUUCCUUGGAUGAAGCGGCACCUCCCCAAGGUUCACUGCGCCUUGACAUUCAAGGGCAAAUCCACGGGACUUCCGCGACAUCUCUUCCAUGACAUGAACGUAGCACAUGGAUUGGAGCAACGGUACUUCACCCUCCUAUUCUCGGAUCGUUAUAAACACCUUUGGGAAGUCAAAACGUUGAUUGGGUUCCAAAUGGCAUUCAUUGACAUUGUUGAGUGCCACCGCACCGUGACGAGGUACGGAAUGGUGCUUCAUAGGGAUAUAAGCGAAAACAACCUACUAUGGACUAAUGAUAAGCGCGUCGUUGGUGUCCUCAAUGACUGGGAUCUAGCCACACCCGUCGAUGCGGUUGGCAAUAGCACCAACCACCGAACCGGGACGGGCCCGUUCAUGGCCUACGACCUACUCGGGCCCAAACCGCCUGUCCAUCUGUAUCGGCACGAUCUCGAAUCGCUCUUUUAUGUGCUUAUAUGGGCGGUAGUGCAUUAUAAGAUCGGCAGUGACGUCCCUUACUCCCGCGUUGUCAAUCCAGUGCUGAAAACAUGGACUGGGGAUUAUGGAGAAGCUCGUAAUGCGAAGCGUGCUUUCUUGGGGGACCCUGAGCCCGUGCUACACGAGGUACAGCCUGUGUUCAAGCCAUUGCAAGCUACAUGGAUCGAACCACUCUGCGACCUUUUUCAAGAGGCUCAGACGAAUCGAGACAAGCAUGCGAGAACGAGAAGAGCAAGAGUAGAAGUCAUCGGACAGGACGUUCUGACGGGAAGCCAAGGAUCUGCACUCAUGACCACUGGCGACGACAGCGAUGACGAGGACAAUGCAAACAACUUAGCGCUUCCUGAGCCUGCUGUCAAAAGCGCUCCGGCUCAUGAUAUCGAUUUCGAAACCCUAGGAUGCUUAACCUUUGAAAGCUUUAUGGCUGCUCUCGAUCACUGGAAACCUCGUUCGAUACCAAAGGAAUACCGCGAGUAUGCAAAACGACUUCUCAAAGAGGACAAACCGCCAGUAGUUAGUGAAUCACUAGUGGGCUGA